Molecule: messenger RNA, 864 nt
Organism: Gracilinanus agilis (Agile Gracile Mouse Opossum)
Lineage: Eukaryota; Metazoa; Chordata; Mammalia; Didelphimorphia; Didelphidae
Gene: STAR
Product: steroidogenic acute regulatory protein
Exons: 7
Coding region: 1-864 (287 amino acids)
Biological process (GO): regulation of steroid biosynthetic process; steroid biosynthetic process; intracellular cholesterol transport
Cellular component (GO): mitochondrial intermembrane space; mitochondrion
Molecular function (GO): cholesterol transfer activity; cholesterol binding
Source: RefSeq, a predicted model, not a curated record
AUGCUUCUGGCUACCUUUAAACUGUGUGCCGGGAGCUCCUACAGGCACCUGCGGAACAUGAAGGGUCUCCGGCAACAGGCCAUCAUGGCCAUCGGCCAAGAACUGAGCAAGAGGGCCAUAGGGGGCCCAACACCUGGAGCGUGGAUCAACCAGGUUCGCCGCCGGAGUUCCUUGCUGAGCUCCCGGCUGGAAGAUAGCCUCUACAGUGACCAGGAAAUGGCCUAUCUACAACAGGGGGAGGAAGCCAUGCAGAAAGCCCUGGGCAUCCUCAGCAAUCAGGAUGGUUGGAAGAGUGAGACUGAGAAGGCAAAUGGAGACAAAGUGCUGAGUAAGGUGGUUCCAGAUGUGGGCAAGGUGUUUCGACUGGAGGUGGAGCUGGACCAGCCCAUGGAGAGGCUUUAUGAGGAAUUAGUGGAACGAAUGGAAGACAUGGGUGACUGGAACCCUCGGGUCAAGGAGAUUAAGGUUCUGCAGAAGAUUGGGAAGGACACAGUCAUCACCCACGAGAUGGCUGCCGAGUCACCAGGCAACAUCGUAGGACCCCGAGACUUCGUGAGUGUGCGAUGUGCCAAGCGCCGGGGUUCCACUUGUGUGCUGGCUGGCAUGGCUACUCACUUUGGGGACAUGCCUGAGCAGAAGGGUGUCAUCAGAGCGGAGCACGGUCCCACUUGCAUGGUCCUCCGUCCUGUGACUGGAAACCCCUCCAAGACCAAGCUGACCUGGCUGCUGAGCAUCGACCUCAAGGGGUGGCUACCAAAGACCGUCAUUAACCAAGUUCUGUCCCAGACGCAGGUGGACUUUGCCAACCACCUGCGCAAACGCCUCAUCUCCGGCUCGGCUCCUGCUGCUGCUCUCAGCUGUUGA